AGAAGCAAUUUCGUGGACCACUUUGCCUCAUAAUAAUCGAGAGAUGGCGUCCUGUACCCAGUGAAUAAGCAAAAAAUAUCUUAAAGAAUUGACGAAGAGAUACUCUAAUGGCAUUUAUCAUUAGGCUACGAACACUGUUGAAGUAGGCUAAUAAUAACAAUAAUCUUUCACUGAUAGAAAGAGCAUUUAUUUUGGUGCUGUUCUGCAAUAGCCUAUUCCACCUGGUUUCCCCAGAUUUAACAGGGGGUGGGUUCCGCGGCGUUUGUUUCAGCAUCCUCCAGCCUCCGCCUCUGUGUAGGCUAUCCAACGCGAGGACGGCGAAACUGGAGACAGGGAGAGAGGGCGAUGGCUGCCGGUGGAGGAUGCGGGGAGACUGUGGAUCAGUACCGGGCGGAGGUUGAGCGGCUCACCCAGGAACUUGCGGAUGCGAACAGAGAGAAGAUCAGGGCGGCAGAAUGCGGUCUUGUUGUGUUGGAAGAGAACCAGACUUUGAAGCAGCAGUAUGCCGAUUUGGAAUCGGAGCAGGAGACGCUGAAGCAGGAGUUGGAACAAUUACAAGAGGCGUUUGGCCAGGCCUACUCCAACCAGCGUAAAGUGGCGGAGGACGGCGAGAGCAACGAGGAGUCACUGCUGCAGGAGUCAGCGUCUAAGGAGGCCUACUACAUGGGCCGGCUGCUGGAGUUGCAGACUGAGCUGAAGCUGAGCCGCUCGGUGGCGUCCAACGCGUCCAACGAGAGCGAGAGGCUCAACGCCGUGCUGCAGGAGAACAGCGAAAGUAAUGAGGUGCUGGAGUUGCAGCGGAGCCGGAUGAGGGAGGAGAUCAGGGAGUGUAAAUUCAGAGAGGCCCGUCUCCUACAGGACUACACCGAGCUGGAGGAGGAGAACAUCACCCUCCAGAAACUAGUGUCCACACUCAAACAGAACCAGGUGGAGUAUGAGGGUCUGAAGCAUGAGAUCAAGGUUCUGGAGGAGGAGACUGUGCUGCUGAACAGCCAGCUGGAAGAUGCUCUGCGUCUGAAGGACAUCUCUCAGUCCCAGCUAGAGGAGGCCCUGGAUGCCCUGAAGAUAGAGAGGGAGCAGAAGAACAGCCUGAGGAAGGAGCUGGCCCACCACAUCACCCUCAGCGACAGUGUAUAUGGGGCCGGAGCCCACCUGGCACUCACCGCCACGGUCGACGGGCUCAAGUUCGCCACAGAAGAGGUUGGGAGUAAUGGUACAGCCAUGCCCAAUGGCACCAAUGGGAAUGAGGAUAGCAACAGCGACUGUAACGGCCACCUGGGACUGGUUAAGGUGAACGGCGACUACCGGCUGCCCAGGAAGGGGGAAGGGCUGCACGGUCCUGUGUCAGACCUCUUCAGUGAGCUCAACCUGUCUGAGAUACAGAAACUCAAACAGCAGCUCCUUCAGGUGGAGCGUGAGAAGUCCAGCCUCCUGAUGAACCUGCAGGAGGCCCAGACCCAGCUGCAGCACACGCAGGGGGCCCUGACCGAGCAGCACGAGUGUGUCCACCGCCUCACCGAGCGCGUCAACGCUAUGAAGCGCCUCCACAGUGACAAGGAGAUGGCCGACGCCCAGGAGUCCGAGACGCACGACGGGUUGCCCGCGCCCGGUCGCCGCGACUACGUGGUGAACAUCCACGGGAUGGAGAUUCUGGAGUGUAAGUACAAGGUGGCGGUAACCGAGGUGAUCGACCUAAAGGUGGAGCUAAAAGCUCUGAAGGAGAAAUCUAACCAAUGUGUGGAGGGCCAGGGGAAGGAGUGGAGCAGCAGCGAUGGGAAGGUCCAAGCUCUGGACGAGCAGGUCAAACGGCUGGAGAAGAGCUGCCGCGAGGCCCGCGAUAAGGUGGCCCGUUUGGAGGCGGAACUACAGGCGGCGACGGGCGUGGCCACGGAGAGCCACGACAUGCUGAACAGGGCGCAGGACGAGCUGGUGACAUUCAGCGAGGAACUGGCCCAGCUCUACCACCACGUGUGUCUCUGCAACAAUGAGACGCCCAACCGCGUCAUGCUGGACUACUACCGUCAGAGCCGUAACACUCGCAGCGGCAGCCUCAAGGGCUCUGAGGACCCCCGGGCACUUCUAUCCCCCCGCCUGGCUAGACGCCUCGCCGCCGUGAACGCUGGGCUCUCAGAGGCCCCCCGGAGCCCCAUGGACUCGCCCUCCAAAGACCCCCCCAGUGGGGACAACGGGACAACAGGGAGGGAGUCCCCAGCACCAGGCAGUCAGGGGAACCCCAUCCGCACCCCCAUUGCCUCCCCGGUCAUCAACAGCUCCAACGGCUCUCCCUCCUCCUCUUCCGUCCCUCCCGAGGCGGGCGGAGACCUGCGUAAGGAGCCCAUGAACAUCUACAACCUGAACGCCAUCAUCAGGGAUCAGAUCAAACACCUGCAGAGAGCCGUGGACCGCUCCCUCCAGCUGUCUCGACAGAGGGCAGCCGCCCGAGAGCUGGCCCCCUUGUUCGACAAGGACAAGGAGGCCUGCAUGGAGGAAAUCCUCAAGCUCAAGUCCCUCCUCAGCACCAAGAGGGAGCAGAUUGCCACGCUCAGGCUGGUGCUCAAAGCCAACAAACAGACUGCAGAGGGGGCGCUGGCUAAUCUAAAGAGCAAGUAUGAGAAUGAGAAGUGCAUGGUGACAGAGACCAUGAUGAAGCUGAGGAACGAGCUGAAGGCUCUGAAGGAGGACGCCGCCACCUUCUCCUCUCUCAGGGCCAUGUUUGCCACCAGGUGUGAUGAGUAUGUGACUCAGCUGGAUGAGAUGCAGAGACAGCUGGCUGCGGCGGAGGAUGAGAAGAAGACCCUGAACUCCCUGCUCCGUAUGGCCAUCCAACAGAAGCUGGCCCUGACCCAACGCCUGGAGGACCUGGAGUUUGACACCGAGCAGACCCGGGACCGCGGCCGCGGCGCCAAGGUGCCCAAGAUCAAGAGCAGCCCGCCCAAAGUAAGUCGACGAGCCGCCCUCACAGCUCCCCCCAGCCCCACCAUGAUACACAGCCCUUCUUCCACCUGCUCCCACACCUUCAACACCUCCCUGACCCUCUGCAGCCCUCCCUCCCUGGAGCUGCCCCUCUCCUCCAACCCCUGGUCGGCCUCAGACGGAGGCACUUCCCAGACCUCAUCCCUGGUCUCCUCUCUGCCUCCCCUGGGUCACCCACAGUGGUCCCUGGGCACUCAGACCUUCAUCAUUGACCCAGAGUCGCUGAGUUUAGAGUGCUGUCGACUCGUUAACAGUCGAGACUCCAGUCCGCACUCUCCUAGCUCCGCCCCCGUGUCUCCUUACCGCUCACCCAUUCCUAAGACUUGGCAACACUUGUCACCGGGGUCGGUCAGAACUCGUACCCAAAAAGACGCACCUCGCCCCUCUGCUCUGGUCACAUCUCCCAGCAACCCAGUCCCUCACGCCUACAGUUCCAAGAUGCCCUAGCCCUAGUCCAAGUGGGUGGGUGGGACACAGGGAGGAGGACAGACUGGUUUCCUGUUUCCAGUGUCUGGCUUGACCUAUGACUAUGCAGUACUGUGACAUUCUUCUCAGGAAUUGGCUAUGAGAAGGAGCCCAACACAGCUCGUUCCAUCUGCAGACAAUAAUCAAGUCUGUUUAUAGUUUGGGGCUCAUUUCUGUAAAUGAAGGGAUUUAGGGAAGAAAUGAAAUAUAUGUUAGAAAUAUACCAGUAAAUGUGACAUUUCUAUGACAAAUAAAGUUGAGUUUUAGUAAUUUUUCUGAGGAUUUGUUAUGCAUAAUGAGCUAAGAUGGAGUGAAGGAUACUUCUACAUUUUGGAGAUAUUUGAUUCCGUAUAACAUAGGUUUUUACUUCCUCUCUUGGCACAUAAACUGUUAGCUUUUAGAGUAGAAGUGAAGUGCUGUAGCCAAGUCCUCAUAUCAUACAACCUAAUUAUUGUCCACUAUAUUCCAUUGUUAGGCCAUUGAAUUCCCCUGUUGUUGUCAUUGCCUAUGUUAAUUAUUCACUUUGUAUAAUCAAAGUCUGUUUGUAAUCAAUAUACACAUUGCUUUUUCCGACCAUCCAUAAACUGUGCACAGAGCUACACUGUUACUCUGUUCUGUGUGUCUCAUUGGGCGCCACCCAGUGGAUGAUUUACACAGUUGAAACACAGACACUAAUAGCCAUUGGAAUUCCUCAGUCUAUCCCAGGGAUGGGCAAUGCAGACCCACAAGCAACUCGGGGCCCCCGCCCCCAUCAAAGUUGCUCAUCUCUGGUCUAUCUAUCCCUAUGAAUGUUUGACACAGAAAAUAUAAAGCCUGGUUGAAAUCUCAGGGAAUCUUUGUUUGUAAAGCAGAGAAAGGCACCGUAUCUAUUUCUCUAUGGUAGGCUUCUUUACUAUGUAGGCUACCUUACAGUACCUCUCUGACACAGUCUAGAAAUGAAACCGUUUUGAUGACUCUGCAAAUCAUAUUAUAAUUCAGGUCAUCAAAAUAGACGCGGUAAAGGGGUCAAUGGAACUUGACCAAACCAAUGGAAUUGCCAUGGAAACGCGUGGGGAAAGAUCCAGGGGUUCUCCUCGUUGUAUUUCACACUAUGUUGAGGUAAAAAUCGGAGUAUAAUGUUUGUAUGAAUGUCAACCCCAACACAUGUCAUCGUUACCAAUCAACUGCGUUCCAGUUAAAAACAGCGUUGACUGCCAUCAACGAUUUCUGUAUGAUAGCUACAUGUAUGCUACUAGCUCAUACAAACGGGAGUUAGCAUUUAGCAGUCACUUCCUCUUAACCUGAAGAGGGACAACUUCUACAUGUUAUGCAGCAAAAACAGCCAAAUAUAUCCAAAUUGGACUUAAGUAACCACAUUGUGGGCUGUUACAAUACAUAAAUCAUGACGGAUUUGACGAAUAUCCACUUUGUUAAAUCAGAUUUGUUGAAUGUGGGCCAAUCUGGUCAACGUUGACUCCUUUGCCACGUCUUAUGAUUUUAAGGAAUCGUUCUAGUUUGAUUAACAUGUUCAAGCCAUGAUAAUAACAUGACUCUUGAAUUGUCAUCGAAUCUGGAGCAAAAAGCAUUUGACAGAAGUCCCUUCCACAAGUCUACAGCCCUAUUCAGUGCCACAAUCAAUUGCCCCUUCUCUACACUAUACUACGUACAGCAUACUAUAGCAUGACAUCAUUGUGUCCUUAGAGUCUAUUAUUAAUAUAGAAAACUGUGUGUGUGUGUGUGUGUGUGUGUGUGUGUGUGUGUGUGUGUGUGUGUGUGUGUGUGUGUGUGUGUGUGUGUGUGUGUGUGUGAGUGAGAGAGAGAGAGAGAGAGAGAGAGAGAAGGAAACUGAGUGAUUGAUCUAUGAUGCUUUUUCUGUCAAUGUUGAUAGCUUUUUGUUGUGGCAUGCAUGUGACUUUGAUCAGUCAGAUCCAGGAGGAAGAAUAUACAUGGUUUAUAUGCAGAUAUACCAUUCAGAGCAGCAUGGAAACCAGUGUGACCUCCUCUCUGUGACACUCUAACCACCUACCCAGACCUACUACACUGAUAACACACCCUGAAAAGAACACCCAAGCAGUUCAAAGCAACCCUAUGCACAUGCCAUGUAGUGCCUGCAGAUGGCAGUGUCUUAACAAUUCCCAAUGAGUCGUUCCUGUCAAAUGCUGUUUGGCCCUCAUGUCCCUACCAUGGAUAACAAGUUAAAUUACACUCACCUCUCUGUGGUUAUUAGCUUUUGGCUCCUACAGUGGUCAAAUGUUUUUAUAGACACAAUCUGAGGUGAAGAAUGUCCAUGUACAUUCAAGUCCAAUCCCUAUAGGAUAACAUGGGUUGCACUUUGACUCUAUAAAAUAAAAACCCAAGACUGCAGGGUCAUUCAUUCAUUAAUGUGUUACAAUUGUGUAUGAUAUUAUCACUUAUCUGAUCUAAAAAUGCUGCUUCGUUUUUAGCCCAUAGGCUUACAUGAGCAGCAGUUAAUUGCUCCGUGUGACAGUCGCCAUUAGGUUUUUGUUUGUUUGUAUGUCUCUCUUUUGGUGCAGCACAGAAAAAUACAGUACUGGAUUUGAAACUGUGCGUAAAUGUUCUAUGUGUGUCUGUGUUUUUCCCCUUAGCAGUGCUGUCCGUCCUCCUCGAAGGAUGGACAGAGGAAUGCCUUGUCAGUUGGGUCAGACGAGGCUGGUUUUGAAUAACGAGCAGUCUUUCAGUGAUACACAAGUACUUUAUUGGCCUUGGAAAAUGAACAGAGAGCUCCCUUUCUCCUGCUAUCUCUCUCUGGCUCUUUCUCUCUCUCUCUCUCUCUCUCUCUCUCUCUCUCUCUCUCUCUCAUAGAAACAUAAACAACUUCUCUCACACAAUAUUAACUACUGUGGUAUGUCAGGCGGUAGAAAGCACGAAUCAUUUACUUUCUAGGCAAAUAAAUCAGAAGAAAAAACUUAAGAGUGCGCAGAUUGUAUUAACUCAAAUGAACUGUAUUACAGUAAGAUAUUAACUUGCAGAAUGUGAUAUUCCAGUCAAAUGAAAGUGAUUACAAGCAUGACUACUAAAAGCAUAAUCACCACAAUGCCAUUAUGCUCUAAUGUUAUACUCUGAAAGAGCAAAAGGUUCCACAACCGACGUCCUCUCCUCGGACAUGUUGAGUUAUUACGUGACGAGUCCCCUGUGUCUCUUUGUCCCUGACAAGUCUUUCCUCCCGUCUUGUCCACCCAUGUCUUUGUCUGUCCCACUAACCCUGACUGUCACCACUCUGUAUAUCUGUCUAAUGUAUCAGUUUCUUGUAGAUUGUCAGCAGCCUGCUUCCUCUGCCUCAGUAUCGCCACUCUCCCCACCACUAAGGAGAGUCUCCCUAGUCCACAGUCCGAGUCCUAACAUUGUGACGGCCCUCCAGGAGGACCAGACACCAACCUUCUCCAGAAGGUCCCCCUCAAUGGCCCAGCAGCCUCGCCCCCAAGGCCCCUAGGACUCGAGCACCCACACCCAUGGACCCGGCCCUCACGGAGGCACACAGCACUAAGGACACCUGUCUCCCAUCUCCCUCAACCUGGCACCCCAUCCUGGUGCCUAGUCUUUGUGUCCCCUCAGCAAGCCCCUCCUCCACAUACCACACUUUCUCCCGGUUGGUGAGGUUACAGAGCAAGUUCGGGAUACUCCUCAUUGGUUGGGCUGGAAUAACAUCACAUCCUGUCCACGAGAGAGAGACUGGCGGACCGGACAGCAGUGCAAACACCAGAGUGACAAAUUGACUUAAACAAUGUCCUGUAUCUAUAUGAUUAUUUAUGAUCUAUUUAGCUGACCAAUCUAUUUAACUGGUUAUUUAUUGAUUUGUGUUUGUUCAUCAAUUUAUUUAUUUGAUUUUGCAUGUGAUAUCAUCUGAUUGUUUCUUGGUCAUUCUUUGAAAAUGGAAUUCAAGAUGUGUAUUAUUGCUGUGGUACUCGGACUUAAAUAAUGAGGAUUGAUUUAGCUCAGAUUCAUUCAACUAUGGCUGUUAUGUCCUUAUUGCAAUCUUUAAAAAAAAUAAAAAAUCGAUAGAACAAAAA
Molecule: messenger RNA, 7445 nt
Organism: Oncorhynchus kisutch (coho salmon)
Lineage: Eukaryota; Metazoa; Chordata; Actinopteri; Salmoniformes; Salmonidae
Gene: bicd1a
Product: bicaudal D homolog 1a
Exons: 8
Coding region: 346-3420 (1024 amino acids)
Biological process (GO): positive regulation of receptor-mediated endocytosis; protein localization to organelle; regulation of microtubule cytoskeleton organization
Cellular component (GO): cytosol; Golgi apparatus
Molecular function (GO): dynactin binding; cytoskeletal adaptor activity; dynein intermediate chain binding
Source: RefSeq, a predicted model, not a curated record